Lethenteron reissneri (Far Eastern brook lamprey) is the source of this 4108-nucleotide messenger RNA. RefSeq names its product basic salivary proline-rich protein 2-like. NCBI's taxonomy places the organism in Eukaryota, Metazoa, Chordata, Hyperoartia, Petromyzontiformes, Petromyzontidae. The record is from RefSeq and is a predicted model, not a curated record.
GGGAGCGUAGUGUUCUUGUAAUCACCAGUAAAACGUCACAAUUAUUGGAAUGUGUAAAAUGUUGGUGUGAGUUUAACUCUCCAACACACAACAACCAGUUUCGUGCCGAACUAGUAAACUAGUUAGCACCACGUUUUGUUUACGUGACAAACCUUUAUCGAUUGGCUGUGUCGGGUGGUGGUUGUGGCGGCGUUUAACGACACAUUUACACAGGGUGCUUAAAAAAAAUGUGAACACUUCCGAGAAUUUGCAACAAUACCACGAGAAAUGUGCCUCGAGGCUCUGGCGACCACCUUGAGAAUAUUCCAGGCAUGUGUUGACAAUGAUGGCGAACAAGUGGAGACUUUGACUUUUUGAAGCUAUUAACAUACAUUUGUUAUCAUGUUACAGUAUAUUAUCUGUUCUUUUUCAAUUAAAAACGAUAGUCCCAUGUAACUGUUAAGAUGUUCUUAACUGUUAAGAUGUUCUUAACAGUUAUAAGAAAAUAUGCGUUUACGAAAUCUAAUUGAAAAAAAGCAAUUCGUAUGGAUAUUGAUCUCUAAAGCCCUACUACGCAUUUAAACAAAUAAAUAAACUAUUGAUAAAAGAUUGAAGUACAAAUUGCACGAGUAAAUGCCUUCCUGCAAAUUCGCCGUACCCCAAGUGCAAGCUUGCGGCACGGCAGCAAAAGAACAACAGCAGCACCAGACCACACCAAGACAAACAACACACAAGUCCCUCGAUGGAAUGCAUUGCACUUUGAACUUUAACGAUCGACGACACAGGGGUUGAGGUUCAAGAUACCAAAUAGCUGCUGUAUCGCGCACUUAUUCUCUGUUUCGGGGAUUAAAAUUGUUUAAGGAAUAUUUACGAUGUUUAGGGAGGUAACUAGGUUGUUCCAAAACGUUGGUACUGGCAUUGACUUUUUAACGUGAUCUAACCCCUCCCCCUCCAAAAAAAAUGCUUUAUUACGAAUAAUAAUAUUGGUCGCUAAACCUUACUUAUAACUGACUUUGUCACCCAUUCCAAUUUGUGUUCUAGGGAUAGUCAAAGGGCAAUUAGAUGGACGUCUUCGGUUUGACAAUGGGGUUAAUGAAUUAGCUAAGUAUAUAGUGCAGAUUUGCCGAGAAGUAUUUUAUGGAUUAACAGGGCCCAAUGUAAAAUUCUUGUUCCAUCAAGUGAUAUGAGAUUGGAUUUUAAGUAAAGGUCACAUUAGUGGGUCCUGUAUGGCACAUCCAGUGAACAUCGAAGAUCAUAAUGAUCAAAGUGGGUUUAGUCUGUUUAAUAAUUCAUUCGUAGCUGAUUGGUGUCACAGUAGUCAAUCAGUGGGAGAAUGACAGCUUCCACAAUUUGCAGGUGCAAUCGAAUGGGAAAACUGUACAGUAUUUGUUUCUGUAUAGAAACCCUAUUUUUUUUAGACAACAUUGGGAAGCCCUGUAAGAUUUGAUUCAGUAAACCCAAGCAUUUGAAGCACUCUGUUUGUUCAAUGAUGUGGUGUAUGAUAUCUGUAAUAGGGGAGAUGCAAUGAUACCGGAUUUUGGUUUGAAGGAGCACGAUCUUGGAGUUUAUUUUUGGGAUUCAAUUGCCCCCGUUAAUUCAGGAGCAAUGGUCGUGAUGACAAUUGACAUGGCAUUAAGUAGAAAUCGUGUGGGAGAUUUUGUUUGACUUCGUAUAAAGAUUUGCCCGAGACGAGCAUAACAAUGCCAAAACUCUGUACCUUUUGAGAAUGGCCUGAUAGGUAACUCUCAAACCAGUUUAUUGUACCGUAUGAACGUUUCAUUUGACCGCGGGUAGAAUAUCAUGGUUAACAAUAUCAAAGGCUUUUGACAGGUCUAGGAAUAUUGCAUAACAGUAGCGGACUUUAUCUGGUUCUGAUGAUGAUGUUGAUGAUGAUAUAGAUUAUGUUGAUGAUGAUGUUUAUGAUGUUAAUGAUGAUAGUGAUAAUGGAUGAUGUUGAUGAUGAUAUUCAUGAUGAUAGUAAUGAUAAUGAUGUUGUUCAUCACCACCAGAGCUCUGACAAUGGUGAAGAUGAAGAUGAUGGUGGUGGUGGUGGUUAUGAUCAACACAUUGGCCAAAAUCUGCCCUGGAGGCGCAACCACCUUCUCUCCGUCCUGGUACACGGCCAACUCCACCAAUUGGACCUCUGCCCCCACAGAUUCGCAUACCCCAACCGCUUACGUGGCCCCUGCCAACAGCAGCAACAGCUGUAUAUCGCUGCUGCCGCUGGGCCUGGGUCUGGGCCUUGGAUUGGGGCUGCCACUGCUGGCUGUGAGCUCCGUGCUCUGCUAUCUUCUCCUGCGUGGCCGGUGUGCACGCACAACCUCCAAGCCCCCUCCUGAGGAGGAAGGACAAGAGGCGACCCACGAAAAAGUCAGAUACGUCGCAAGGACACAGAGCAGCGGUCCCCAGGUUUCGCCAACGAGUGACUACAUGGACCCAUCAGACGAGGACUAUGCGAACCCAGAUCAGCCGCAGGUGAAUGAGGAUGACGAUAACUACGACGACAUCCUCCCGUACAGACCGGGCAGUGCCACCGUCCUCCCAAAUCGUGGAGUUCAGGGCUUGAAGCCUGAAACCUCCUCAUCCUCCCCCCAGGACUUCCAACCAGUAGCAGCCCCCCGAGUCAAGCGACACGACCACAGCACAGGGUUACAGCAGCAGCCGCAGCUGCCGCCACGUCCACCCAAACCUGAGGCUGAUCAACCUCUGGGAUCCGCGGCCUCAAAGUCCCAGCCUCCUCCGCCGGCGAGAGCUCCAGGCCACGGGCUUCGACAGGUCCCAGAUUCGGCUUCCAAACCUCUGCGAUCGGAAGCGCUGCCACUCCGACUUCCACCGCAACAAGGGGGUCUUCCAGGAUUGAGGGCUCCAUCUCCUGCAGCUCAAGGUUACAGAUCCCCAGCUUCUCAUCUUCCACCGUUGCGAGGUCCAGGCACAGAAGUUGCAGGCUUCGGAGGUCCAUCUCGCGAGGGCCAAGGCCCUGGAUCUACGGGUUGCAAUAUCCAGAAUCAAGGCCCCUCGGCCGAUGGGCCCAGGCGUCCGAAGAGCGCACUAUUUCCUCCACAACCCCACGGGGGUCGCAACGACAAGGGGGUUCAAGAGAUGGACUCCGUUUAUGAAAUUUCCCCACCCUGAGAAUGGCACUUACCCCCCCCCCUCGCAGCCUGUGUGGGCUACCUGGGGGGGGGGGUUACCUUUUAUACGCGUGCAUACGUCCGUUGGAACACAGCAAGUUGCUAGCGGGCCUUCAACAAUUCACGUGGCCUUAAAGGGCACAUAGCAUGACACAAGUGCCGUGGUGACAUCACCGCCACCUAGUGGCGAAUGGCAGUUGUUGUUGCUGUUGUGUACGUACGAGCGAUAGUGUAGCGGAUUAGCGCUACAGUGCUACGAACCCAGCGAACCAAGUUCGAUUCCUGCUCACGGCCACCAACACCAGUGAUAGCGAUUAUCUGAACUGAUCAUGGGCCUCCACCUAAGUCAACUCAGUCUCAAAUGAGUACUGGGUGUGGUGUGUAAACAUUCACCACUGAGGAGACAAAGGCGGCCGGGCAUAGUGUUGGCGACCAACCCCUCGUGUGCCGUGUCGGCCUUCAUAGUUGCUCGCUAACAGAACUUGCGCCAAGUCUAUUAGGGGGGUCUUUGUCUUUAUAUUUGUGUACGUGUGAUGAGAGCAAGGAAUUGUAUUGGUUGAGUUCCUGAUGCUAUACACCCUGAUCCCCUAAGUCCAACCCUGACCCCCUAAAACUCUCAAGAGACCCAGACUCACAUAGAGACCCACAGAGUCGCAGAUAUACCCAGAGACCCAGACUCAGAGACCGAUAUAAUCAGAGACCUACAUACUCGCAGACCCAUAGACUCACUUAGAAACCCAUAUAAUCAGACCUACACUCUCAGACUCAGAGACGCAUAUGCUCUCAGACAUAUAUACUCCAAGAGAGACCUACAGAAUCAAGACACCUAUAGACUCGUAUAGAGACCCAGAGACUCACAGAGACCCAUAGACGCUCAUAGAGACCCACAGACUCACAUAGAGACUCUUUGAGUACUCGGUGGCUGAGUGACGACAUUGGAGGUGGACACAGUGGAGCAGCGUUCAGGGUGGAGUUUUUUUUUAUUGGAUCGCGAUUUU